CGCACGGAGAGGAGGUGCGGGUUUGCCACGUCGGUGUCUGUGCAACGCAUUUACACUGUUGCUUCUGAAGCCCGGGGGCUAACUUUUCAAGCCAUUUUUAUGUGUCCACCCGGGGAGGAAGCGACCCCCCAGCAUCGCCGGUGCCGUCGUAGCUCGUCGCCACAGCAGUGCAGCCGCGGAUAUUGAAGCUGGACGGCGGAGAAAUGCUCGGUGCUGUCUGGACUCGUAGCCACACAACUGACUGAUGCAUCCUCGCUCACUUCACCCCCCCGUGUGUCGUUGGCCUGGCUGUACAUGGUGGCUCAUUGAGGAGAAGGGGAGGAGUCCCGGCAGCUGUUGGUUGGUGGGCGGUGUCCGUGGUUGCCACCGUAACUGGCGACCAUGCCAGGAGGUCGCAGGGGGCCCAGCAGACAGCAGCUAAGUCGCUCUGCUCUGCCGUCCCUGCAGACUCUGGUUGGAGGCAACCUCGGCAAUGGUACAGGCCUCAGGAACAGGAGCAGUAACUCGGUGGGUCUGUCUGCGCCCCCUCUCUCGGCCCUCAUCACCCCGGAGCCGGUCCGCCACUCGAGAAUCCCCGAGCUGCCGUUGGACAGCAGCCUGUUGUUUGAGUUCCUGCUCUUUCUCUAUUUGCUGGUGGCCUUGUUUGUCCAGUACAUAAACAUCUACAGGACAGUGUGGUGGUAUCCGUACAGUCAUCCUGCUGCCUCUACCUCUCUUAACUUUCAUCUAAUGGACUACCACCUGGCGAUCUUCAUCACAGUCAUGUUGGCUAGGAGGCUUGUUUGGACAAUAGUUUCAGAGGUGUCUCAGAGCAGCGGCGGAUCUCUGCUCCGUUAUGUGGUUCUGAUCGCAGCUCGGCUCAGCCUGCUGACCAUGUGUGGCUGGGUGCUCUGCUGGACGCUGGUCAACCUCUGCAAGAACCACUCUGUGCUCAACCUCCUCUUCCUGGGAUACCCAUUUGGCGUGUAUGUCCCGCUUUGCUGUUUCCAUCAGGAGGGAGGGAAAAGCCAAACGGCACCAGCCGACUGCGAUUACCCCGCCGACCACCAGCAGACUGACCUCGCAGAAACCCCGUUCUUUCGGCCACGUGACUUCCUCUUCCUGUUGCGAGAGAACCUCAGAGAGCAGUUUUCCAGCCCUCCGCACAUGCCCACGCACACCUGCCCACCACACACACACUCACACACACCGGAGUUGAUUCGAACAGAGGUGGAGGAGCUGAAGAGUGACUUCAACCGGCGCAUAAAAGAAGUGCUGUUCAACUCGCUGUUCAGUGCUUACUACGUAGCCUUCCUGCCGCUCUGCUUCGUUAAGAGCACCCAGUACUAUGACAUGCGCUGGUCAUGUGAACACCUGAUUAUGGUGUGGAUCAAUGCGUUUGUCAUGCUGAUGAGUCAGCUGCUGCCCCCCAGCUACUGUGACCUGCUUCAUCGCUCGGCAGCUCACCUGGGCCGCUGGCAAAAACUGGAGCACGGCUCGUACAGCAACGCACCUCAGCAUGUGUGGUCAGAAAGUACCAUUUGGCCUCAGGGGGUGUUGGUACGACACAGUCGUUCUCUGUAUAAGGCAGUCGGACCCUAUAAUGUCGCUCUGCCCUCUGAUGUUUCCCAUGCAAGGUUUUAUUUCCUGUUCCACAAGCCAUUGCGGAUCCUGAACCUGCUGAUCUGGAUCGAGUCCAGCGUGGUUUUGUACCAGUUAUACUCUCUGCUGCGCUCCGAGCGCUGGAACCACACUUUGUCUCUGGGCCUUAUUCUCUUCUGCAACUACUAUGUCCUUUUUAAACUGCUGCGAGAUCGCAUUGUGCUUGGCAAAGCCUACUCCUACCCCCUGUCCUCCAACAGUCUGGGGCUCAAGUCGCAGUAAAGGCUCGGCACAGCGAGACUUCACCUAUGAACUCUGGACGUGGAGGCGAGCCGGGUGGAGGUCUGGUAAAGUGGAGGACCGGAGAGGUUGAUCAGAGCGUUCACGCCUGGAGGCUAAGGGACAGACUGUGAACUCAUAAUGGUGUUUUGAUACGGUUCUAUUUUUAAUGCAAUGUUUAUAUAUACCUAUUUAAAAGAAUAUUUUUAUUUUGUAUACUAUUUCGAGUUACGCCGGGCAUUACCACGCUGACGACAUUAGCAUGUUGUGUUAUGUUGUUGCUAGGCGACAAGGAAGUCAGGGAAUGCCAGGAGGUGACUUUCACCAAAGAUAUUUUAAGUGCAGUUGGCCAAUCACAGAGCGGAGUUGGCCUCUGGCAGUCGGUUAAACCAGACGUGCGAUUCAGAGCAGUGGAAGGAGUUGUGCCUGAGAUGCUGAUUGGACCGUUCCGCUUCAACCCAGAGGCCCUUAAAGUGAAAAUCAAGAAUCAGUAAAACUAAUGCAGCUCUUUUGAGUAGCAGGGUGCAAACACAGUCACUGCCCUAAACUAUCUUCAGCGUGUUUUCAACUGUAAUUUUUUUUUUUUUUUUUUUUU
Epinephelus fuscoguttatus (brown-marbled grouper) is the source of this 2455-nucleotide messenger RNA. RefSeq names its product transmembrane protein 39A (gene tmem39a). The transcript is spliced from 9 exons. NCBI's taxonomy places the organism in Eukaryota, Metazoa, Chordata, Actinopteri, Perciformes, Serranidae. The record is from RefSeq and is a predicted model, not a curated record. Gene Ontology annotation, biological process: negative regulation of autophagosome maturation; negative regulation of autophagosome assembly. Gene Ontology annotation, cellular component: endoplasmic reticulum membrane. The coding region runs from base 382 to 1863 and encodes 493 amino acids.